UCAUACACACACAUACACACAAGCAAUCAGAAUAUCACAAGACAAGAAUAGCACUAGCAAUCUAUCUUGUAUUCACAUCUCAGUUCCUUCUCUACAAUUAGUACUCAGCGAAUUAUUCAGAAGAAGAACAUCGUAACCGCAAAGAUGAUUCACCUUAGACGUGAUGCGCUGGAGAUAGAUGAUGACUUCCCUAGCAUCACGCAAAGUGAAGAGAGAAAUAGGCAACCAAUUCUGGCUGAUGAGCCGGAAAUGGCUGAUGAGGCCCCUAGCGCCGCCCAACCCGAUGAGAGACAUAGGCGGCCAAUUCAGCUUGUUGAGCCAGAAAUAGCUGAUGAGCUCCCUAGCGUCGUCCGACCUGAAGAGAUAAUUACGCCAAUUCCGCAGGCAAAUACGCUUUCUCAAGAAACAGCGAAUGUCACGUACUAUUGUAGAGUCCUCCAAAGUGAAGAGAGAAACACACCAAGUCCGGAGCCAAUCAUGCCCGGCCGGGAAUCAGUGGAUGAUGACGUGUACAUUCGCAACGCCUACCAACAAGCAGAGAGAAAUAAUACGCCAAGUGAAGACAGAAUUAUGCUUUCUCGGGAUGUUCCAGAUGAGCUUCCCCCUUCCAUCCGAUAUGGAUUGCAAUUGAGGGAUACAUCAAAUCCAGAGCCCGACAGCCCUAAGCUGUCGAUCAUCGAUACGAAACAACUUAGCCACUUCAACGACUUGUCAGAUAAUUACCUCGAGCUCAUCGAGUUUCAAGAUGCCAUGCACUCUAAACUUGGAAUAUGGGAGUCGCUACAUGAAGACUUACGCACCGAAUUCGAAGCGCGGGUGCACCGAAUUCCCGGGCUUUCGAAAUUUUCCUUACCAUACAGAGAAAGGCAAAAGUACGAGCGCAGUACCUUCCGGCCCCUUGACGCCAAAGAUGAAAGACGCUGUGAAUGCGCCGGCUGCUUUAACGUAUUGGCCUCACAACAUGCCAAUGCCGUUCGAGUGUCAAACAUCAUUCUCGAUGAACGUUCGCUCUUGAAGAAAGAACAUCUGGAAUUACUUGAGGAGUUUGAAACUUUUCUAAAUCAUCGCAAGGCUCUCAUUGCAAGUAUCCCCAUUACGCGUAUGGAGUGGGACGUUGAUAUGGUUUUCAAGAGCUCAUAAACCACAGAGAGUAAACUAGAGGCUGGUACUCAUGUAGCUAGGCUUGCAUUUCCGUUUGU
Molecule: messenger RNA, 1199 nt
Organism: Sclerotinia trifoliorum
Lineage: Eukaryota; Fungi; Ascomycota; Leotiomycetes; Helotiales; Sclerotiniaceae
Source: the annotation of a GenBank genome assembly